GGGGGCCGGGCGCGAGCGCGGGGCUCACUCGCCGCCGGCGCUGACGGCGGAGGGACGCACGCGAGCUGCCGCCCCCGCCCGCCGCCCCAACGGCCGCCGCGCCCCCCCCACGCCGCGCCAUGAAAACCAAGUUCUGUAACGGCGACGCCGACCCGUCCCCGCUCGGGCUCCUCCUUGGCCGCGGGUCCGCCGCGACCGGGCAGCCGCCCUCGCCGCUAGCUCACCCCGACCCUGAGGGGAAGGACCCCACCGUGGCGGGCAGAGGCGUUGGUGUCGCGACCCCGCCCCCGGCGCUGCCUCCGCCGCUCGAGGAGGAGUCGCCGCCGCUCGACCCCCGGACGCGGCGCCGGGCGUAUCUGUGGUGCAAGGAGUUCCUGCCGGGGGCCUGGCGGGGGCUGCGGGAGGAGCAGCUGCGCAUCAGCCCCAUCAGAGGUGGCCUCAGCAACAUGCUGUUUCAGUGCUCGCUCCCUGACACCAUUGAGACAGUUGCCGAUGAGCCACGGACAGUUCUCCUGCGUUUAUACGGUGCAAUCCUGCAGAUGAGGUCCUGUAAUAAGGGAGAGUCUGUACAGUCUCAGAAGGAAAAUGACUUGCAAGGAGCAGAAGCCAUGGUUCUGGAAAGUGUUAUGUUUGCCAUUCUUGCAGAGAGAGCACUCGGCCCAAAGCUGUACGGAAUCUUCCCACAAGGGCGACUGGAGGAAUUCAUUCCCAGCAGGAAACUGAGCACUGAAGAACUAAGCUUACCUGACAUAUCUGCUGAAAUAGCUGAGAAGAUGGCCAGAUUUCAUGGCAUGAAAAUGCCAUUCAAUAAGGAACCUAAGUGGCUUUUUGGAACAAUGGAAAAGUACCUAAAUCAAGUGCUGAGAAUUAAAUUCACCAGAGAAUCCCAAACCAGAAAACUGAACAAACUUCUCAGUUACAAUCUCCCCCAGGAAAUGAAAAAUCUUAGAGCUAUGCUUGAAGCUACUUCUUCACCAGUUGUAUUUUGCCACAAUGAUUGUCAAGAGGGUAAUAUCUUACUUCUGGAAGGCAGAGAGAGUUCAGAAAACCAAAAGCUGAUGCUCAUUGACUUUGAAUACAGCAGCUAUAAUUACCGAGGAUUUGACAUUGGAAAUCACUUCUGUGAAUGGAUGUAUGAUUACUCAUAUGAGAAGUACCCAUUCUUCAAAGCCAGCUUUCUUAAAUAUCCUUCAAAGAAACAGCAGCUUCAUUUCCUCUCCACUUACCUGUCUGCAUUCCAUGAUGGCUUUGAAAAUCUGAGCGAUGAAGAGAAGUCUGAACUAGAAGAAGAAGUGUUGGUAGAAGUUAACAGGUUUGCCCUUGCAUCACACUUCUUCUGGGGUUUGUGGUCUAUUAUACAAGCAAAGAUCUCAUCCAUUGAGUUUGGGUACCUGGAAUAUGCGUUAUCCCGAUUUGAUGCCUACUUUGAUCAGAAGAUGAAGCUGAAGGUGUGAAUGUGGGAGGAGUGGCCUGUUGGUUACUGUAUGAAGAGGGCAGCUGAACAGAACUUUCACUGUGCUUAGGCUACUGUAUCUCUAAUGAAGGUGUCACUGAAUUCCAGUUCGUGGGAAUGCAGGUGUACAGUACUGAGGACUAUAAAAAAUUACUUGUUUACAGUUCCGUAAAUAGUUGGAAUGAGACUGGGAGGCAAAAGUAAAAUACAACCAUGCAAUAUCUAUAAAUCUUUCCAAUCUAGGAGCUAUUUUGUAUUAUGGGAGAAGCUUAAAAUUAGGUGUCAAUGCCACAUGCAUCAGAGCAAACAUGCUGUGGGUACAUUUUUGGGGGAUGUUGGCAUUCUGGUUUGUGUUGUAAGCUGAACAGCUGUAAAAGCUGAUUUGUUGUUGACACUGCCUCUUAAGGAAAAGGAAAAGCGAAGGAGACAACUGCUAAACUGUGAAGUUGGCUUAAAAACUGACUGUGAGUUAGGUUCACAUGCCCCAAGAACACUAUCUUCAAAGCUGCUGAUACCUUACACCACUUUAACCAGAAGCAACUAAACACAUUGAAGCAGUGUGCUUUAAAGUGUGAGUGACGCACACAUGAAUGUUUCUCUUAGGCUGGUGUGCCUGGGAAAUGAAGUAUGAAUGAGCUUUGAACUGGACAUUUUGAAGGAGUUUGUUUUGAACCGUUUGUUCCAUGUCAUUCAAGAAUAUGCUUUAGCCCAGCCUGGUUCUCUUAAAAUGCUGUGAUCUGCACAGUGGGUUCUGUGGGCUGGCAGCACUGGGAAGAGUGCCUUGAAUUGCUCUAGCAGCUCCCCAGGUAACUGGAUUGGCAUUGACAGUACUGGUAAUUGAGGCCCAUCUCUCUUCUCGUGUUGCCACAGUAUAUGGCUGUAAUAAAUAGAGCCAAAGACUGUGGAGAGCACUUCAGGAAGUUGCUGUUCUGCCCAUCCAGUUCUUAUGUGGCUUGAGAGGUGCUUUUAUUGCACCUUCAAUUCUCAUCAUGUUCCAGGAAUCCAGUAAAGUGGAGCAUCUUGUGGGGAACAAUAACAUGUAUAUUGAAACUUGAGUAUAAUCUGUGUACAUGCCAUCUAAAGACUUCUUUUGAUUUUUGGGAGCUUGUUUAUUUUGAAUGUUAUUUGUUUGUGCUUUCUAACACACUGUAUUAUAAACAAACUUGUAAGUUUACCCUUUUUGACUUGUAUAGCAAGUACUGUUUGAAGAGGCUGAAAAAAUGUGCAGCAUUUCAUGUACUGUAUAGCAGAACUUGUAAAAGCUGUCAUGUUACUCUCUUGUACAGAGAAUCAUUUUCCAUACAUUCAGUUAUUAAUACUUUAUAAUAAAUAUAAAGCACUUAAAAACACU
Messenger RNA from Motacilla alba alba, 2804 nucleotides. It is a transcript of the gene CHKA, whose product is annotated as choline kinase alpha. The record is from RefSeq and is a predicted model, not a curated record. The transcript is spliced from 12 exons. Bases 120 to 1454 code for a protein of 444 amino acids. Gene Ontology annotation, molecular function: ethanolamine kinase activity; choline kinase activity. Gene Ontology annotation, biological process: CDP-choline pathway; phosphatidylethanolamine biosynthetic process. NCBI's taxonomy places the organism in Eukaryota, Metazoa, Chordata, Aves, Passeriformes, Motacillidae. Gene Ontology annotation, cellular component: cytoplasm.